AUGAAACUAGAUGAUGCCUUGUGGGCAUAUCAGACGGUUUAUAAGACACCCAUAGGCAUGUCACCAUAUGCAUUGGUAUUUGGAAAGGCUUUUCAUCUACUGUUGGUACUAAAAUAUAAAGUGAUGUGGGCGGUUAAGAAACUUAACUUCAAUCUUAAGGCUGUAGGAGAAGAGAGAAAACUUCAACUACUAGAGCUGGACAAGUGGAAAUUACAAGCGUAUGAAAAUUCCAAAAUUUACAAAGAAUGCACCAAGCGAUGGCAUGAUAAACGUCUUUGCAAGAAAAAUAUCAAGGCAGGUCAAAGGGUAUUGUUGUUUAACUCUAGGCUACAUCUCUUUCCUGGAAAACUGAAGUUGCGUUGGUCCAGACCUUUCAUAAUCAAGGAUGUAUUCCUGCAUGGAGCAGUGGAAUUGACCAACGAAGAUGGGACCAACGCAUUUAAAGUGAAUGUUCAAAGGGUAAAGCUGUACCUUGGAGGGGAUCUCCAACGCGAGAAAACCUCCAUUGACUUGGGUAAGCCAGAAUAA
Molecule: messenger RNA, 528 nt
Organism: Benincasa hispida (wax gourd)
Lineage: Eukaryota; Viridiplantae; Streptophyta; Magnoliopsida; Cucurbitales; Cucurbitaceae
Source: RefSeq, a predicted model, not a curated record